UCCGCAGCCACCAGGCCCCCGGGCCAUCCGCUGGAGGUGCCGGCGGGAGCCCCGGAGCGCACCGUUCCGCGGACACACCUGGGGCAGACGGUCGCCCCCGGGGUGGGGGAUGGGGUGCUCGCCCGGACGCCGUCUCUCCUGAGCAUGCUCAGUCGAGGGUCCGCGCGCUGGCGAGGGCUGGGGACGCACCCCCAGGGCCCUGCGGAGGGAGGAGAGGCUGGGAGUCUCCCCUGGAGACACUAUGGAGAAGUACCAGGCCUCUUCCAUCCUCUGACCUGUAAUGCCGGUGUCCACCCCACCCCGGUGGCCCUUGGCCUCCCUGCACAGAGCUCUGACACGGCAACCCUCUCUCUGCAGGUUUGGUUCAAAGCAAAAGGUCCGGACUCAGGCCCGAGUUCCAGUCUGAUCCAGGCCACCUCACUUAUUAGCACUCUAGCCUCAGACAUGACCGUCACUCCCUUCCUCGGGAUUUUGGGCCAGAUGAGUCCUGGGGCCUUGGGGGUGAACCUGGUGGUGGAGGAAAGAGAAAACAAAGUCAAGCGUGUGAUAAAGCAGGUGGAAUGUAUCGAUGAGCAUCAGGCCAAUGAGGCCCUGGAGGAGUUGAUGCCGCUGCUGAAGCUUCAGCACGCCCACAUCUCCAGCUACCGGGAGCUCUUCCUCACAUGGAACAGUGAGAUUUCCUCUCUGUUCCUCUGCCUGGUGAUGGAGUAUAACGAGGGAAGCUUCCAGAAGAUCAUUGAGAAGAAGAGGGAGACAAAGACAAUCAUCGACUCUGAAUGGAUGCAGAACAUGCUGGGCCAGGUUCUGGACGCUCUGGAGUAUCUGCACCAGCUGGACAUCAUCCACAGGAACCUGAAGCCCUCCAACGUAGCCCUCGUCAGCAGCCACCACUGCAAGUUACAGGACCUGAGCUCACACGCACUGAUGACAGACAAACCCAAGUGGAACAUUCGUGCAGAGGAAGACCCUUUCCAGAAGUCCUGGAUGGCCCCCGAAGCCCUCAACUUCUCCUUCAGCCCCAAGUCGGACGUCUGGUCCCUGGGCUGCAUCAUUCUGGACAUGCUCAGCUGCUCCUUCACGACCAGAACGGAUGCCAUGCAUCUGCGAAAGUCCCUCCGGAGUGACCCGGCCAGGCUGUGGGGCGUCCUGCAGACCCUGGAGGAGAAGAAGAUCCCCAAUGUGGGAAGCUUCUGUUCUCUUCUGCCUUUAAUGCUGCGGAUCGAGCCCUCAGAGCGAGUGACGAUCAGGGAUGUGAUCAUCACCUUCGUGAGCAACAACUUCCAGUCCUCCAGUGUCACUCUGGCCCUGCACCAGCAGGUGGCCCCUCCCUUCAUCACUGACCUGCUGCUGGAAAGUAACAUCGCCAGCAUUUUAGAGGUCAUGCAGAGCUACUCCAGCAGACCUGAAGUCCAGCUCCAAGCCAUGAAGAGGCUCGUAAGAAUGCCUGCAGAUCAGCUAGGUCUGCCGUGGCCGAUGGAGCUGGUAGAGAUGCUGGUCGCCAUCAUGAAGCAACACGAGCGGAUCCUUGACGUACAGCUGUGCGCCUGCUCGCUGCUGCUGCGUACCCUGGGUCAAGCGCUGGUGCAGGACCGGGCCGCCGAGGUGCGGAGGGACAGCUCCGUCAUCCCCGCACUGCUGAGCAGCAUGUGGGUCCACCCCGAGUCGCAGCCGCUCCUGGUCAUGGUCUACAGCCUGCUCACCGUCAUCUCCAGCCAGGGUGCGUCUGCCCCGCCCUCCCCGCUCGGCCCGGGGGCCGGGGGGGAACCUGCCUCCCUGAGGUGGCGCGGCCGCCCGCCUUCACUGGGUCCGUUCCACGUGCUUGUCCUUUUCUGGGAUGGGAAGCUUCCGUUCGACUGUCACUUGUUCCCUCCACAAACGUGCAGACACGGACCAGAAUUGGCCUCAGAGAAGCUACAGAAGGCUGGGCUGUUUGAGCACAUCCUGGAGCACCUGAGUACCUUCUCCACCAACAGGGACAUCUGCAUCAAUGGCCUGAGCCUGCUCUGGGCCCUGAUGGUGGACGCUGUCAUUGUGAACAAGACCCCUUUGGAGAAAGCCCCCGUCCUCCUCAUCAAGGUUCUGGCCUCGUACCCUGGGGACGCGGAGAUGGCGGAAGCUGGCUGUGCGGUCUUCUGGCUGCUGUCUUUGCUGGGUUGCAUCAAGGAGGACCAGUUGGAAGACGUGGUGGCCCUGUUCCUGCAAAGCAUCCGGCUGUGCCAGGACAGAGUCCUGCUCGUCAACAACGCCUACCGGGGGCUGGCCAGCCUCGCGAAGGUGUCUGAGCUGGCAGCCCUGCAAGUGGUCGUGCCGGAGGAGGGCGGCAGCGGCCUCGACCUCCUCCAGGAGACGUACCAGCUCCACAAGGACGACCCUGAGGUGGUGGAGAACAUCUGCGUGCUGCUGGCCCACCUGGUCGCCUACGAGGAUAUCCUGCCAGAGCUGGUGUCCAGUGGCAUCCGGCCCCUGGUCAAGGAGAUCAAGGAGCGCUUCACCUCCAGCCUAGUGAGUGUCCGCGGGGGCCACCAACCAGGCCUCCUACCUGCCUCUACAGUCAGAUGCCGGCGCCCUGAAUCCAGGGGCCCAGACUCAAAUCUCUGUGUGUAUAGUUUCUGA
Messenger RNA from Lutra lutra (Eurasian river otter), 2613 nucleotides. RefSeq names its product serine/threonine kinase like domain containing 1 (gene STKLD1). The record is from RefSeq and is a predicted model, not a curated record. Gene Ontology annotation, biological process: protein phosphorylation. NCBI's taxonomy places the organism in Eukaryota, Metazoa, Chordata, Mammalia, Carnivora, Mustelidae. Gene Ontology annotation, molecular function: protein serine/threonine kinase activity; ATP binding.